Molecule: messenger RNA, 7075 nt
Organism: Monodelphis domestica (gray short-tailed opossum)
Lineage: Eukaryota; Metazoa; Chordata; Mammalia; Didelphimorphia; Didelphidae
Gene: GCC2
Product: GRIP and coiled-coil domain containing 2
Biological process (GO): late endosome to Golgi transport
Cellular component (GO): Golgi apparatus
Source: RefSeq, a predicted model, not a curated record
GCCUAGAAACCUACUCCCGGAUGUGGAAGGCUGAAGCAGGAAGCGCCACCUCAACCAACAGGCAACGAGCAGAAAGAAUGGGGUGGGAAGUAGGGCGGAGCAAGAAGGGAGAAGAACCAGACAGGCGGUUCCCCGUUGCCGCGGUAACGCUAGGGGUGGGAUGGGGCGGGGUCGCGGUGCAGCGUCACCCUUGACCCACGAAUAAAUUCUACGUCAUCAGAGGCUUCUAUCGCAGCAGCUGCUGGAAACGGAAGUGAAGCGGCACUAGCUGCGGCUCUGGCUUUGGUAGCUACGGUGACCGGCUAGUCCCGGACUAGGGGGACGCGGUGUGUGUGUGUGUGUGUAUAUGAUGCCGGCGUGGCCAUGGAGGAUCCUGGGCAAGAUGUAGUAGCUUCACCAGCUACACCUGGGAUUGGCAAAUCUAAGUUAGAAACAUUACCCAAGGAGGAUCUCAUCAAGUUUGCCAAGAAGCAGAUGAUGAUAAUACAAAAAGCUAAAUCAAGAUGCACAGAAUUAGAGAAGGAGAUUGAAGAAUUGAGAUCAAAACCUCUUGCUGGGGGAACUGAUGAUGUAAUUCAGGCUCUUACAGAACGGCUGGAUACUAUUCUUUUGGAAAAAGCAGAGUAUGAGCAACACUGUUUAGCACUGAAGAAAGAGAAUGUUAAAAUGAAGCAAGAAACUGAACAUUCCAUAACCAAGAUGGAAGACCUACAAAACGAGUUGGAACACUCACGUAGAAGUUACUUGAAAGAAAUUGAAAGUUUGAAAACUGAUUUGGUUGAAGUACAGUCCAAGUACAGUGAAGAUAAAGCUGGCUUAGAGAAGGAAUUGCAGGAAGCAAUGCAAAAACAAAUAGGACUUGCAGAAAAGCUUAAAAUUAAUAAUAAUGAGUCCCAAGAUGAUGUCAAAAAGCUUCAAGAAGAGAUUCAAAGAAUUAGGCCAGCUUAUGAAGGACAAAUUUUGUAUCUGAAAAAACAAUUAGAGGCUAUCGCUGAUGGAAAAAAUCAAGAAAUUAAUGUUCUCCAAAACAUUAUUAAGGCUAAUUCUCAAUAUUACCAAGGUGAAAUUAGUAGCUUGCUGGAGGAGCUUUUGCAACUGAAGACUGUACACAAAGAAGAAAUGGCAACAUUGAUGUAUCAACUAGAAGUUUGUGGUAAAGAUAGUGAAGAAGAAAGAAACAAAUCGAUACAGCUAAAGCAGUCUAAGGUAAAUGAAAAAAACAUUCAGGAGCAGGUGGAACAUGAAAACCUUAAAGAAGCCUUAAAUCCAAUUAAAGAAAAUCAAGUACAUGAUAAAAAAAUCCAAGAAGAUACUGCUGUUAAACAAAUAGUUAAUGAAAAGGUCAAACACUUAGAAGAUUCCUUGAAAGAAAUGGAGUCACAGCAUAGUAUGUUAAAAGAUGAAGUAACCUAUAUGAAUAAUCUUAAAUUAAAACUAGAGAUGGAUGCCCAGCAUAUAAAGGAUGAGUUUUUUCAUGAGCGGGAAGAUUUAGAAUUUAAAGUUAAUGAACUACUACUUGUUAAAGAAGAUCACUGUUGUAUAAUUGAAAAAUUAAAAUCUGAGCUAGAAGCUUCAAGAAAUCAAGUUAGCAAUACUAUUAAACAACAUGAUAUGGAAGUAGAGAGACUUAAAGAGGCAUAUCAAAAAGAAAUAUCAGAACUAAAGCAAACUUUCUUGUCAGAUUCAAAAAAAGAAAAUUUAGCCAUAAUGAUUGAAAUACAGGAUCUUAGGGAACAGUAUGAAAACUUACAGCAAGAAAAGCAGGAAGCAGUUUUAAAUUAUGAGAGUUUGCGAGAAACUAUGGAAAUGUUACAAAGAGAUUUGGGUGAGUCAGCUGGAAAGAUCAGCCAGGAAUUUGAAUCCAUGAAGCAACAGCAAGCUUCUGAUGUUUUUGAGCUGCAGCAAAAACUCAGAGCUGCAUUUAAUGAAAAAGAUAAGCUCCUUGAAACUCUGAAUGAUCUCAAAGAACGGGAAGAAGUAAUAUCUAAACAAGAUGAGACAGAGAAACAAGAAAAUGUAGUCAAGGACCUUCAAGAGAAAAAUGAAGAAAUAUUGAUUAGUCUCAAUGAGAAAGAUCUCAUGGUUCAAGAGCUACAAGCAAAAAUAUGUACUCUUAAUGAUGAAAAGGAUCAUUUCUUAAGUAAAAUACAAAAUGCUCAGGAGGAAUUGGACAACCUCCACAAAAAAUGUGAAAGGAAAGAGGAAGAGAUUAUAAAACUUAAGGAAAAAGAAGAUCAAAUUACUCAGUACAACAAUGAACUAGAACAAAAGGUGAAUGCAUCAACGGUAGCAUGGAAAGAGGCUUUAAAAGAAAAAGAGCAUAACAGCCAAAUUGUGAAAAAGCUUGAGGUUCAAGUUAAAGUUCUCUCUGAAGAGCAAGAAAUGUUGUUGUCUCAGAUGAAGAACCUUCAGAAAGAAAAUGAAAAACUAAGUACAGAAAGGGACCAAAUGAAUAAAGAUUUGGACACUUUCAUAGCUGAAAAAAAAGAAUUUAGCUUUAAAGAGAAAACUACAGAAUUGGGAAAUAAACUUCAGCUGGCAAUUAAAGAAAAAGAUAAUUUAGAGGAGUUAUUUGUAAAGGAGCAAACACAAAACUCAAUUGUUAGGUGCCAGCUGUAUAAUUUCCUGAAAGAGAUGGGAGCCACAGGUUCAGAAAUAAAUGAGGAACAAGAUGUCAUGAUUAUCUUACAAGCUGUAAGAGACUCUUUAGAAAGAAUGAAGGAGGAAAAACUGAGCUUGGAUUUUCAGAAAAAUGAAAUGGUGCUUCAGUUGCAGAAAGAAAAUGAAUAUAUCAAAGAAGAGAAUUUAGCCAAUUGUAAAGAACUUCGAUCUUUACUGGAAGACUAUGAAAGAGAGAGAAUUUCUCUGAAGGAAGAACUGGAUGGAUGUCUAUCAGAAAAAGUGGCAUUGCAACAUGAUCUUCAAGAGAUGAAUAAUGUAAAUGAGAAGACACAGCUUGAAAACCAAAAUCUUUUAGCUCAGAUAAAAGAAGUCUCUCAGAAGCUUCUAUGUAGCAAAAAUGAAAUUCAGGAUCAAGGAGAGUCUUCUGUAGAAGAGCAAGGAAACAUAAGACUAUUGCUAGAACAAAGAGAAGCUGAACUACAUGAUGUGAAAGCAGAAUUGACAACUUUAAAGGAUUCCUUAGAGAACUCAACCUCUGUAAAAAGUGAUCAACAUUCAGUAAUGGAGCUAGAAGAUAAAAUUGUAAAUUUAGAAAAAGAAUCAAAAGAAAAAGAAGAGAAAUUAAGUAAGAUAAAACUUGUUGCCUUGAAAGCAAGAAAAGAACUUGAUUCCAGCCGAAAAGAGGCACAAUCUCUGAGGGAAGAACUUGAAUUGGUUCGAUCUGAAAGAGAUCAUUUGUCUACUUCUAUGAAAGACCUCAUUCGAGGAGCAGAAGGCUAUAAGAAUCUUUUCUUAGAAUAUGAUAAACAAGCAGAGCAAUUGGACAUGGAAAAGGAGCGUGCAAAUAAUUUUGAGCAUCAUAUAGAAGACCUUAAAAGACAAUUAAAUACUUCAACUUCUCAGUGUGACAAGCUGAGCUCUGAUAAUGAAACUCUCCUAGCACAUAUCGAAACUCUACAGUCUAAUGUCAAGAUGUUAGAGGCUCAAAUUUUGGAAGUUCAGAGAGUGAAGGUCACAGUGGACAAAGAAUUGGAAACUGAGAAACUUCAAAAAGAGCAAAAAAUAAAGGAGCAUACUAAUACUUUAAAGGAACUUGAAGAGCUUCAGGUACAGCUUCAGAAUGAAAAGAAAUAUCUUCAGAAAACCAUGCAAGAGUUAGAGAUGGUUAAGAAGGAUGCUCAGCAAACUACAUUGAUGGACAUGGAAAUAGCUAACUAUGAACGUUUAGUGAAAGAACUGAAUCAAACUAUUACUGAUCAAAACAGCAGAAUUGAAGAUUUAGAACAAGAAGUUAAAAUUUAUAAACAGAAACAAGAAACCCUACAGGAAGAAAUGAGUUCACUUCAGUCCUCAUUAACACAAGCUGAGGAUAAAAACACCAAAAUCAAGCAGCUACUAGUAAAAACCAAAAAAGAACUGAAAGAUUCAAAACAAGCUGAAGCCAACCAGCUAAAACUUCACUCAUCUUUAAAAGGUGAACUAGAAGCAAACCAGCAGCAAGUUGAAGUCUAUAAAAUUCAAUUAGCUGAAGUAACAUCAGAAAAACACAAAAUCCAAGAACAACUGAGGACUUCUGUAGAGCAACACCAGCGUACCCUGAGUUCUUGCCACCAGAAAAUCACAAUUCUACAAGAAGAAUGCAACACAGCUAAGGCAGAACAAGCUACCAUUGCCUCUGAAUUUGAGAGCUACAAAGUCCGGGUUCAUAAUGUUUUAAAACAACAAAAAAAUAAAUCUUUAUCUCAGAGUGAAACAGAAGGAGCCAAACAGGAAAGACAACACCUAGAAAUGAUAGACCAACUAAAAAUGAAAUUGCAAGACACCCAGAACAAUUUACAAACCAGUGCAUCUGAACUUCAAGUAUUACAGUCUGAACAUGAUACACUACUGGAACGGCAUAAUAAGAUGCUGCAGGAGACCGUUGCAAAAGAGGCAGAACUCCGAGAAAAGUUCUGUACAAUACAGUCAGAAAACAUGGUGUUGAAGUCAGAGUAUGCACAGACUGUGAGUCAGCUAACAUCCCAGAAUGAAACACUCCGCAGUAGCUUCCGGGAUCAAAUGAGACAUUUACAGGAAGACCACAGGAAGACCAUGGAGACACUGCAGCAGCAGCUUUCCAAAGUAGAAGCUCAGUUCUUCCAGCUCAAGAGUGACCCUGCUGUCAGAAGUUCAAAUUCUUCACAUCAGCCACUGAAGAAUCUUCGUGAAAGAAGAAACACAGACCUACCCCUCCUUGAAAUGCACACUGUAGCCAGAGAGGAGGGAGAAGGAAUGGAAACAACUGACACUGAGUCUGUGUCUUCUACCAGUAUCCAUACACCAUCUCUCGAACAGCUUCUUAAUUCUCCUGAAGCUAAAUUUGAGCCUCCUUUGUGGCAUGAAGAACUCACCAAAGAGGAAUUGGUUCAGAAGCUUAAUUCUACCACAAAGAGUGCUGACCAUUUGAAUGGUCUCCUUCGGGAAACUGAAGCAACCAAUGCAAUUCUUAUGGAGCAAAUUAAGCUUCUCAAAAGUGAAGUAAGAAGAUUGGAAAGGAACCAGGAGCGGGAGAAGUCUGUAGCUAAUUUAGAGUACUUGAAGAAUGUCCUGCUUCAGUUCAUAUUUCUAAAAGCAGGGAGUGAAAGAGAGAGACUUCUUCCUGUCAUCGACACAAUGCUGCAGCUCAGCCCCGAAGAGAAAGGAAAGCUGAUUGCAAUUGCUCAAGGUGAAGAAGAAAGUACGUCUCGACCCUCUGGAUGGGCAUCCUAUCUACAUAGUUGGUCAGGCCUUCGAUAACUGGGUGAAAAGAAAAUGUUUUUCAAGCUGGUAACCAAAUAGAAUAUUUGUGACAAAAAUAACUCCAAAACAUGAAGUCCUUUUGUUUCUUUUGUGAAUUUGUGUGUGACUAAACAGGAUUUAUGUAGGCAAAAAAAUACAUCAACAGCAACUUGAAGGUCGUGUCAGAUAUCGGUCCUUCAAAGAUUGGCUGUGCUACCAAGGCCACCUUUUUUGGCUCUUUUAAUUAAGCUGUCAGAAGAGAUUGAAAGAGGGCGCCUAUUCUCUCAUUCUUUAGGCCUCUGGAUCCUGUUGUUCCUAAGUAGGAAUACUGUAAGCCCAAGUUUUGGUCCCGUAACAGAACUGGAAUUUAGGGCGUUUGAAAUUGCUUACAGGAGGUAGUGUUGCCUUAAAUUAAUUGGCAGCAAAAUUAAUAGCAAUUAAAGAUAUGAAGAAAAAUGUAUAUUAGGAACAUUUGACAAGUUAUUCCUGAAUUUAAGUGACAAUGAAAAUACUGCAAAUGAAUUAUGAGGCUAGUUUACCAAAUUCCUCACACGUGUUUUAAAAUGUGUUCAAAAUAUCAACAUAAUGUUAUUUCAGUUAUUUGGUUUGGCUACAAAAAUAAAAGUUUAAUUAGAUUAGAUGAUAAAACAGUGAAUCAAAACAAAAAUGGCUUUUAUUGCAUGAUAACCUUUUCCAUUCUUUUAAGUUAUUGUAAGCCUUCAGUGUGUAUUGAAAGUUUGGUUAAAUUAUUACCAACUUGUUCUAUCUCUUUUCCACUCUCCCAUCCCCACCCCUCCAGGUCACUGAGAAUGUGGACCCUUAGAGCCAUAGAAUUCAGCCUUAUAUUUAAAUGAAACAGCCUAAGGGGGAUUCUUAUAUUCCUGCAGAAUGUAGAGCCCCCCAUAGGCUUUCUAAUAAUUUAGAAAUGAAAAAAGAGCACUGGCUCCUUGGGGGAAGGCUUGUUGGAGGCUUCCUGUCUAAUUUGUAGAUGAUCCACAGUCUCUGUGAAUAAGAGUGGUUGCUGUCUUCUGAUUCUUUCAGGUGUGUUCAAUUGGCUAAUAAAAUCAACAUUGUAUUAUUAAAUCUUAAAAUUGAGAGCAAUCUGAUGAAAAAUAGUUUGCUAUUUAGUAAUGUCAACAUACAACCAGUUUCAUGAAGUUCUUUAAACCUGUUGAUUUGUACUUUUAACUUUAAAAAUCUCAGUGGAGAACUGACUUUGCACUUUGUUUACUAGAACAUUAACUUCCAAACAAGUUUAAGUGAAAAUAUGCUGCUGACUUGUUGAGUUUGUUCUUUUAAGAAAUUUUCCUUCUAAGUGGCUUUUGUCAUAUGUUUUAGAACAGACCAAAACUAGUGAAUGUGUCAUUAUAUGCAUUUAUUUCAGAACUGAAGUUUAAUAAACAUUUCUUUUUCUUACUUUGAAAACUGUGAAUAUAAGUAUGCCAGUAGCAUACAAUGUAAAACUGAUAGUAUUUGAAGAAAUUUUAAUUUCCAACUGACCCUCAGAUUUGUGAAUCAUAGACAUACUUGUAUUGAAAGAUUGAGUCUGUAUUCAUGAAUGUAAUAAAAAUCCUUUUUGCAUGACAUAAAAUAGUUCAUUUAAUUACAGGGGAAGAUAUUCUUUGAGACUUUCGGUAAUGAAAAGUUAUGAUUAUUUUAAUAAUCGCUUAUUAAACAUGUUUUAAUGUGUUACACA